AUGCUGCUGCUGCUGCAGCAGGUGGUGCAGCAGCAGCAGCAGCAGCAGCAACAGCAGCAGCAGCUACAGCACCCCGAGCAGCAGCAGCAGCAGCAGCAGCAACAGCAGCAGGCAGCUGCACUGCUGCGGCGGUUUGCUCCUCUCGUGCUGCCAGCAAACCCUAAAAAGACGAUAGAUUUGUUUAUGCAGAAGGGGUACUGCCCGCUUCCUGCUGCUGAGGUGCUGCAGCUGCUGCAGCAGCUGCCACAGCAGCAGCAGCAGCAGCAGCAACAGCAGCAGCAGCAGCAGCAGCAGCAGCAGCAGCUGCAGCAGCAACUCAGAGAGAGGUUCCUUGAGCAUCUGCUGCUGCAGGGUUUGCUGCAUGACCCCCAAAUAGAGACAGAGCUCGCCUCCAUAUACAUAGACAGAGCACUAGCAGCAGAAGAAGCAGCAGCAGCAGCAGCAGCAGCAGCAGGCUCUGCAGCACCCGCCACUGCAGGUGCAUCACCAGCACCAGCAGCAGCAGCAGCAGCAGCAGCAGCAGCAGCAGAAGGAGAAGCAUCACCUGCUGCUGCAGCAGAAGAGCAGCGAGAACGCCUUCGUUGCUUCCUGCAGCAGCAAAGCAGCUACGAUGUGCAGAAGCUGCUCAAAAAGGUAGAAGGGUCUGCGUUGAUUGAGGAGAAGGCUAUCCUCUACGGCAAGGCGGGGGAGCACGAGGCGGCUCUGCUUUGCUUCGUGCGGGAGAGAAAGGAUGUUGCAGCAGCAGAAAGGUAUUGUGCUGCUGCUGAGCAGCAGCUGCUGCCGCUGCUGCUGCUGCUGCAGCAGCAAGAAUAUGAUGAUAUGAAAAAAACAAACAGACUCUGGAGAAUCCCCGUUGCAGAGGCGCAGCAGCAGCAGCAGCAGCAGCAGCAGCAGCAGCAGCAGCAGCAACAGCAGCAGCAGCAGCAGAAGCAGCAGGGCUACGGAGGGUUUGUUGAUGGUAUUUUUUUCAGGUCCUUCUCGAUUGCUGGCGCGAAGCCUCUGCUGAAGCAGCAGCAGCAACAGCAGCAACAGCAGCAACAGCAGCAGCAGCAGAAGAAGAAGCUGCAGCAGACGAUACAGCAGCAGCAGCAGCAGCAACAACAGCAGCAGCUGCAGCAGCGGGAGUAA
Eimeria mitis is the source of this 1128-nucleotide messenger RNA. RefSeq lists its product as uncharacterized. Gene Ontology annotation, biological process: endosomal vesicle fusion; autophagy; vesicle-mediated transport. The record is from RefSeq and is a predicted model, not a curated record. Gene Ontology annotation, cellular component: membrane; cytoplasm. The transcript has 6 exons. NCBI's taxonomy places the organism in Eukaryota, Apicomplexa, Conoidasida, Eucoccidiorida, Eimeriidae. Bases 1 to 1128 code for a protein of 375 amino acids.